This is a messenger RNA of Marmota flaviventris (yellow-bellied marmot), 569 nucleotides long. Lineage: Eukaryota; Metazoa; Chordata; Mammalia; Rodentia; Sciuridae. The record is from RefSeq and is a predicted model, not a curated record.
GAACAGAUCCAUCACUGUCAUCCUGGGAGCCCACGAUAUUGAUGAGCAAGAGAUGACCCAGCAGGUCAUCCCUAUAAGAAGAGCCAUCCCCCAUCCAUAUUUUAAAAGAAAUUCAUUCAAUGACAUCAUGUUACUUCAGUUGGAAAAGAAGGCCAAGCUGAAUGCUGAGGUGAGCCUCCUCAAGUUACCCUCAGUACAUUCCCAGGUUACACCAGGGAUGGUGUGCUCUUUAGCCGGCUGGGGACCUAUUGACCAAAACAUAUCCACAACAGAACUGCAUGAGGUACAGCUUGAAAUCCAAAAAGACGAAGAACGUCUCUCUCAUUUCAAAAGACCAUAUGACUCCACCACCCAGAUUUGUGAGGAGAACCCAAAAGAGAAGAAGAAUGGUCUUCAGGGAGAUUCAGGAAGUCCUCUUGUGUGUAAAAACGUGGCGCAAGGCAUUGUGUCCUAUGGGAAAAUGGAGGAGACACCUCCAAAUAUCUACACGAGGACCUCAAGCUUUCUGCAUUAAGGUCCUGGAUUAAAACAACAAUGAAAUCAUUCAAACUCCAAGGACAAGACUGAGA